CCUCCCAGGCUGCACCGCGACAGAAAAUGGCCGUGCUGCUGUAGAGGAUUUUCCGAAGGGCGUAGCUGCUGUGGGCCUUGUGCGACGCGUUCCUUUGCCCCGCUCAUGAGGCACCUGAGGCCCUGCUGCUAGUGCCGGCGUCGACGUUGUGCUCGGGGCGGUCUGCGGGCCUCCUUUCGUGCCGGGGAGGAAGAGCGGAGGGAGAUAAAAAGCAAGGGAAAAAGACCGAGGAAGAAAGGGGGCUUUCGAUCGGGAUCCACCCAGCGGCUCACACAGCUGACUUUGUCCAGGGCAGCGGCUGGGGAGGGAAAGGACCCCCAGCGAGAGGAAGGACGUCCCCCUCGCCCGGACCAAUGACGGACCAAAGGAGGCAUCGGCGCAGAGAUUAAGUGAUAAAAGUGCGAGGAAAAAGGGGCCACCAUGUCGGGCGAGGACGUGGAUAAGGGUAAUGAGGACUCCAUCAAGGUGGUGGCUCGGUUCCGGCCACUGAAUGACUCUGAGGAACGGGCUGGGUCCAAAUUCAUUGUCACAUUCCCACACAGCAAAGAUGACUCGCAAGUCAGUAUAGGGGGUAAAGUCUAUCAAUUUGAUAGCAUUUUAAAACCAAAUGUUACUCAAGAAAAGGUAUAUAAUACAGCAGCCAGAGAUAUUGUUAAAGAUGUCCUCAACGGCUACAAUGGAACCAUAUUCGCAUAUGGUCAGACCUCUUCAGGAAAGACCCAUACGAUGGAAGGUGUCAUUGGUGAUCCAAAUCUUCAGGGCAUCAUACCUCGCAUCAUCAGUGAUAUCUUCAAUCAUAUCUAUAACAUGGAAGAGAAUCUGGAGUUCCACAUUAAAGUUUCCUACUUCGAAAUCUAUAUGGACAAGAUCCGGGAUCUCUUAGACGUGUCGAAAGUGAAUCUGGCUGUGCAUGAAGACAAAAACCGGGUACCUUUUGUGAAGGGCGCAACAGAACGCUUUGUAUCGUCUCCUGAGGAAGUUUUUGAAGUUAUUGAAAUGGGCAAGAGUAAUCGUCAUGUAGCAGUUACAAGUAUGUCCCGACUGUUUUUAUUACUCUUUAUUAUUAUCUUUCUUUCUUUCUUUCGUGUGGGAGCAAUUUGCUGGCAUGAAGUGGCGCUUUAGCUUAUGAUUUGCCAAGUAAAUAUUGAUGAGUCC
Penaeus monodon (black tiger shrimp) is the source of this 1155-nucleotide messenger RNA. RefSeq names its product kinesin heavy chain-like. NCBI's taxonomy places the organism in Eukaryota, Metazoa, Arthropoda, Malacostraca, Decapoda, Penaeidae. Gene Ontology annotation, biological process: microtubule-based movement. The record is from RefSeq and is a predicted model, not a curated record. The transcript is spliced from 4 exons. The coding region runs from base 421 to 1122 and encodes 233 amino acids. Gene Ontology annotation, molecular function: microtubule motor activity; microtubule binding; ATP binding.